Molecule: messenger RNA, 4841 nt
Organism: Porites lobata
Lineage: Eukaryota; Metazoa; Cnidaria; Anthozoa; Scleractinia; Poritidae
Source: the annotation of a GenBank genome assembly
AUGGCAGAAGAGGAAACCAAUCGACGCACCGAUCUCCGGAGGGGUGAUCUUGUCACUGUUCGCCCCAGCUUUUUUCGGUUGUAUACCAACAUGGCUGCAAAGGAAGGGUCAUACCGCAAAGAAACUCUCGACAGUGUUUACAAGAAACUUGUUUGCAGAAAAUCUGAAAUAGAUCUAUUGUUGACACUUUUUGGAGACAGAGGUUCGUUUGUGUCGCCUUCGAUAUUCAUCUGCGGUCAUACAGCUACAGGGAAAACGGUUGUUGUGGAAACUUUGUUGAAAGAUUUGGAGGUGAGCAUGUUGUUUAUUUAAAAGCGUGCGAGGCUAAUAAUUUGUUGUAUUGACAAUCGUUUAAUCCUGAAUGUUGGACACAGAAUAUACAUCGUAGCUGCUAUCAGAGAUGCCAGCCUCUCCAGAUCAAAAAUCUGGAGAGUUUUCUUAAAUGGCACUUAACCCUUCCUCUCCCCCCCUCCCCCCCCAAACAUGGUUGUUUACCAUUUAUAAAAAAUUCCGGAAAUUUUGCUUGGGAAUUUUCGUUCGGUAAGAACGAUACGUGUUGUUUACCAUUUGCCUAAAAUUUCUGGAUAAUUGUCUUGCCGCGCUAGACUGGAUUCUAGUUACAACAUAAAACUAGUACAAAACUCAAGAAACUUGUAAAUGGUAUAAGCUAAAGAAUUACCAUUCGGAACAUCCCAACCACGAAAACGGGACUAGCUUUUCAGAAUUUCUGUUUUUCCUGGGAAUUUUCCAGUGGGACAAACCAAAACAACAUUUAAUACCAUUUACAUCUUAACAGGAAUUUCCGGGAAUUUGUGGUAAAUGGUAAACAACGCAUGUUUUAUCCCUGAUACUGGCACAAGAUUGACUUAGCCCCAAAUUGUUUUUGCUAUGAAGGUUGAUCACAUCUCGAAGUUUCUCUCUGACUGACACUUACACAGCUGGGCCCGGUUCCUCAAAAGAUGGUUAAGUUUAACCCUGAGGAUUUAAAAGCCAAAUUUCAAGCACGGUUUUCUUGUCUAAGAACACGCAACUCGAGGUUAUAAAGUCCCGUUGAGCCUUUACUAUGAGAUACAGUAAUGACAACACAAAACGUUACCCUUAAGCAAUGCAUAGGAAUGUAAAAUACAAAAACAGAAGAAAUUUUUAAUUCCGGAUUAAAACUAAUCGUCCUUUCAGGAACUGGGCCCUGUAGUGUAAAAAGAAUCAAAUCAAGUAUGAUCAUUUUCAGACUUUCUUUGUUGUUUUAAAUUGGCAAAUUUUUAUAUGAGAUAAAAUAGUUUUGACUUUUUUCUUUUGUUGAUCUUGAACAGCUUCCCCAUGCGUUGGUGAACUGUAUAGAGAGUUUUACAGCACGUCUGAUUUAUGAGCACAUUUUAUACCAAUUACAAGAUUUGGAUGAAGAACAUGAUGAGUUCGAUACCCCACCCAAGUGUGACAACAUGACAGACUUUUUACGCCAACUCAAGAAUUCUCUAUCAUCAAGACAGCUCACAAGUGGAACAUUUUACAUUGUCCUUGAUAAAGCUGACAGAUUACGGGAUAUUGAAGCCAAUGUUCUGCCGGCAUUCCUGAGACUUCAAGAGCUGACACAACUUAAUAUCUGUGUCAUCUUCAUUACUCAAAUUGUGUGGGAAAAAUUCCAAGUUGGUACGGGAUUUUAUGAACCUGUUGUGGUUCAUUUCCCGGAUUAUUCGAAGGUGGAAUUACUUCAGAUUAUGGCCAAAGAUUGUCCAUCAUCAUAUCCUGUGGAGUUCUACAAAGCCUACUGUCAACUUUUUACGAGUGUGUUCUACUCGGUGUGUAGAGAUCUAAAUGAACUGCGUCAUUUAGUGAGUAUGAUAAGUAUAUUAAGACAAGGGACUCACUGACACCAACCUUUAUGCGCAUGGGGCUUAUCAGCAUGGCAUAGCCGUCGAACCACUCAUUAGAGGUCCUUUACUACAUUCAAGGCUGUUAAUAAGAGCUGGCGGGGGGAGCAGAGAUCACCCACAGCAACAUUGAGCACGACCCCCAGCUUCUUUCAGUGGAAAUAAAAGGAUAAUUGAAAAAUUAACUUCCUAGCCAUUCCAUUCCCACCUACUAAUUGCAUGCAAACCUAGCAACUUGAAAGUCUAGUGACAGCCCUGACUCAUUUGAAAGAAAGUAUUGGAAGCAUAUAAGUAUGAGUAAUUCCUUUAUUUAGCCAAAGUCCAUCAGUAGGCGACCUUGUUUGAGCAAGUUAUCUUGAAAUUAGCCUCCCAGGCAGGCAUUUUUAGGGGAGCUUGUAUUUCACCCCUCCCCACAAACGCCUGCUCAAUGGAGAACAGCAUUCCUUUUCCAUUGUUUUAUUCGCAUGGUAAGUGACCAAUCGACAGUGUUGAAAUAAAGUGUUGACAGACUAAACAUGACUCAUGGUAGUGCAAAAACUUGACCCUGAGUAUUCUAAAGUCUGAUUAAAUCUUACUUUUGCCACUUUGUGAUUGGCUAAGCUUGGGAAAGGAAUGUUGUUCUCGGUUGAGCAGGCAUUUCUAGGGAGGGCGAAAUACAAGCUCUCCUAAAAACGCCUGCAUGGGAGGCUUUCUUGAAAUCUGCACAUGUACAUCUUUCCUUCUAUUGACUAAAGACUGAUCUACCAGUCUUUCUCUUAUUCAUUUCAGGCCCUGUUACAUUUUUCCAAAUAUUGUGAGCCAGUAGUCUCUGGUGAUGCUGAAAUGACAGACAGUCGUAAACUAUGGAGGAACAUCGAGCCCCACCUGAAGAAGGCACUUCACACAGUUUAUCUCAGAGAGGUGUCCAGUCACCAGUGGGAGUCGAUUAUAAGUCAAGAUACACAGGACAACAAUGAAAAUCUAGGGGACCAGGGUAAGAACAUUAUGAGCGAACUACACUCAUCAGUACACUGUUGUUUUGCUUAUAAAACCAAUGGUUUUUUCUUUUUUAAAAAAUGUGCUUUUUGCCGUCACCAUUGCUUUUGUUUAAUCAUUGUUAUGUCCUCCAUAAGACAUCGCAUUUGCUAAUUUCACAUUGUAGUCAUGCAGUGACGGCGAAGAAAUGUAAGAAUUUAGAGGUACAGUUAAUGAUGUCUUCAACAAACUGCUAAAACCCUUCAAAGUGGCACAAUCCGCUCUAUUUUCUCGGCAGCGUGCAAAGAAGCUAGCGUCCGAUAGCCCGGGGCAAGUGGAUUUUGCUAUCGGGCUAGUGAAUUCUGUUCUUAACUUGCCCGACGAGCAAGUGAAGUAUUUUUGAGGAAUUCAAAUUACAGAAGAACAGUGAAAUCAAUUCUGCUCAUCAAUAAAUUUUGGGGGCUAGUUGAAAUGACGUUUGGGCUGGUAAAUGUUAGCUUCAGCUUGCCCAAAUGGCAAGCUGUAAAAAUGAAUUUCUUUGCACCCUGCUCGGGGUAAGAAAAUUCGCUGACGGUCUAAUUGAAACAGCAUUUUACUUCUCUGUUCUAGGUGUCUCAGUUCGUUCCCACAUUGAACUUCCAUUUUAUACCAAGUAUCUCCUGAUUGCGGCUUAUCUGGCGUCAUACAACCCUGCUCACACAGACAGAAGGUUCUUCACAAAACAAGGAAGAAGAGGAAUAAGCAACAGGGCAAAGGCUGCUGCCAAAGGAAAAAAGUCCAACACUCAACUUACAGGUACAACUGUAUACAUGGGCACCGCGUGAGAUUUUGUAGAUGUGCGCACAGGAAGAAAAGUUAGACCACCAAAGGAGCUCCAAACUAGGUGGGGCUGGGGGCAUGCUUCCCCAUAAAUUGUCAAAUUUUGGGGCUCGAAAAUGCCAUUUCCUGCUUUUUCCGCAGAAAAACAAAGGAAAAUGCAAUAGUUAGUUGUAUAUUUUACCCAUCUCUUUUGUUAUGGUAAAACAGCGGUCAACGCCAAAAAGGAAGUUACAAGCAAAGGGCGAGAUAACCUGCAUGACAGCCAUCUCUCCUCAUGUCCUUACUGGCGAGGAGUUGAGGAGAGUACGGCUGUAUUCGCGGGAUAAGGGCGAAACGUUUACCCUUCAGACGGGCAAAGACACAAGUAGAUUUAGUAAAUUUAUCAGUCACCCCUAUUUAACAAUAAGAAUGCUUUCCGGAAAUAAAAAAAAUGUACUUCUGUGACAUAUUUCAGUUAUACGCAGGAGUGUGUGUGCGUUUAUGGACGCUAUAUACGCUCCUGUAGUACAGAUAAAGCGGUGGAAAUCUGAAAAAAAAUUCUCCAUUUCUGAUUGGCUCAAAUCCUCUAGCUAAUUCUUCAUAACAAGCUAGCAUUGGCCAUAUUUGGAAGGCGCUUUCGAGAUCUGAUAAAAUGACGUCAAUAGUACAGGAUAAACACCAUAAACGGGUGCGAGUUUUGGUAAAGCUAGAGGAAAUGGCUUCCUUUUCAGUGAAGAAGAAAUAGCCGUAUUACUGCGUAAAAACUUAGAAAGACAACUACAACAAAAAACUACAACUCGACAGAUUACUUUGCUGCUAUUUGAAGAAAGUCGUUUAGGCUGAAUUUCCUGAAUUUGUCAAGGAAAAGGUUCCAGCUCUGUCACUAAUUCCAGAAAACAUUUUCGUCAUUGCUCCUCUUAUUGAUCAACCAUCAUUAUUUUUGUCGCCGUAGGUCCUAAGAAUUUCCCGCUUGACCGUCUAAUGGCUAUAUUCUACAGCAUAGUGGAAGACAACGUUGCGCCUUCAGCAAGCAUUCUGUGCCAGAUUUCAUCGCUGGUUUCACUAAAUCUUCUAGCUCAAGUGACAUCUGAUGAUCAGAUUGACUGCCCCAAGUAUAAAUGCCUCGUCAAUUUUCUCACCAUCUCUGAGAUCGCCAAGCAGUUGAAGUUUGAUAUUGUGCAGUAUUUAUAUGACUUUGUUUAAUUAAAAGAUCCUUUGUUA